This is a messenger RNA of Osmerus eperlanus (European smelt), 4086 nucleotides long. RefSeq names its product protein phosphatase, Mg2+/Mn2+ dependent 1Kb (gene ppm1kb). NCBI's taxonomy places the organism in Eukaryota, Metazoa, Chordata, Actinopteri, Osmeriformes, Osmeridae. Gene Ontology annotation, molecular function: protein serine/threonine phosphatase activity; cation binding. Gene Ontology annotation, cellular component: mitochondrion; nucleus; cytosol. The transcript has 8 exons. The record is from RefSeq and is a predicted model, not a curated record. Bases 284 to 1408 code for a protein of 374 amino acids. Gene Ontology annotation, biological process: peptidyl-threonine dephosphorylation.
GAGUCCUUUCUAGCGUGCUGAUUGGCGUGGUUAGAAGGACAUAAUACAGACCUCCAACACGCCCCACAGGGCCACCCAAGCAAGGACACGUUCAUGUUAGAGAAACUGCUGCACGGAAAACGUAAAUAUUUACAGUUGCAAAGGUAUUACAGUUUAAAGUUGCCGCAGCUUGCCUGAGCUCAAGACGCAUUCACAAACAAGCCCAGUGUGAACAGGCCUCCCCUCUCUCUCUAGUGGUUCACAACCGACUGUCCUCCUCUUCCUCUCCUCCGCCGGGGUCGGCAUGUCUGCGGCCGGCCUGGCCCACCUGGCUAGGCGCGGCCCCCAGGGUCCGCUCCGAGGCCUGCUCCAGCUGGCCCUGCCCCUCCACACCCAGGACCCCCCUCUCCUACGCCCCCUCCACGCCCCCUCCUCCCCGCGGCCCAGCAACACGCGCUUCGACCCCGACAGCAGCGGCCGGCCCACCACCUGGGAUUCCUUCGGGAUCUGGGACAACCGCAUCGACGAGCCCAUCCUGCUCCCUCCCAGCAUCCGCUACGGGAAGCCCAUCCCCAAGGUCAGCCUGUCCAAGGUGGGCUGCUGCUCGCUGAUUGGCCAGCGCCGGGAGAACGAGGAUCGCUUCCAGGUGUCGCAGGUGACCAACAACAUCCUGUACUUCGCUGUGUUCGACGGCCACGGAGGGCCUCAGGCGGCCGACUUCUGCGACAAGUACAUGGAGAAGUACAUCAAAGAUCUUGUGGCUGAGGAGGCAGACCUGGAGGUGGUUUUAACCACGGCCUUCCUGGAGCUGGACAAAGCCCUGGCUAGACACCUCCACUUCUCCCCUGACGCGUCAACGCUGUCGGCGGGCUCCACGGCGACGGUGGCGUUGCUACGGGAUGGCAUUGAGCUGGUGGUGGGCAGCGUGGGAGACAGCAGGGCCAUGCUCUGCCGCAAGGGCAAGGCCCUGAAGCUGACCCUAGACCACACCCCCGAGAGGAAGGAGGAGAAGGACAGGAUCAGGCAGAGUGGAGGCUUCGUCACCUGGAACAGCCUGGGCCAGCCCCACGUAAACGGCCGGCUAGCCAUGACACGCAGCAUUGGAGACUUCGACCUAAAGACCACCGGAGUGAUCGCUGAGCCUGACACCAGGAGGACCACGCUGAACCAUGUUCACGACUCGUUCCUGGCGCUGACCACCGACGGCAUUAACUUCAUCAUGAACAGCCAGGAGAUCUGUGAUGUCAUCAACCAGUGCCACGACCCCAAGGAGGCUGCCCAGAGGAUAUCAGACCAGGCACUGCAGUAUGGCUCGGAGGACAACAGCACCAUCAUCGUGGUCCCGUUUGGGGCCUGGGGCAAACAGAAGAGCUCCGACGCCAGCUUCUCUUUCAGCCGAAACUUUGUCUCCAGCGGCCGCUGGGCCUAGCGGGGGGCUGGCGGGGGGUCAAGGAGGCUAGCGGAGGUCAGGGUGGGGUAGGGAGAGCACUGGGAAGGUUGGGACUGGAGAUGUUGGGGCAGGUGGUACGACAGGAUUCCUUUAUCAGAAUGCAAUAGUCUCAAUGUUAGAGAUCGCCCUCUUCUGGACAACAUGUUAACAACAGCUCAACCCCUCACCCCAUACCCAGCUCCACCCUUCACCCAUGUCUAGCUCCACCCAUACCCAGCUCAACCAUUCACCCAUGUCCAGCUCCACCCAUACCCAGCUCCACCCUUCACCCAUGCCCAGCUCCACCCAUGUCCAGCUUCACCCAUGUCCAGCUCCACCCCUCACCAUGCCCAGCUCCACCCCUCACCAUGCCCAGCUCCACCCCUCACCCAUGUCCAGCUCCUCACCCAUGCCCAGCUCCACCCCUCACCCAUGUCCAGCUCCACCCAUGUCCAGCUUCACCCAUGUCCAGCUCCACCCCUCACCAUGCCCAGCUCCACCCCUCACCAUGUCCAGCUCCACCCCUCACCCAUGUCCAGCUCCACCCCUCACCAUGCCCAGCUCCACCCCUCACCAUGUCCAGCUCCACCCCUCACCCAUGUCCAGCUCCACCCCUCACCAUGUCCAGCUAUCGGACGAUGGCACAGCUGGGAUAGGGGGCGGGCUGGUACUGAGGAAUGUUUCAUUUUAAGAAAGGCACUUUUUUUCCGUCUGUCCUGCAAGGUGCUCGUGACUGAACACGAGGAUCAUGUAUCCAGACUCCAUACCUGGACCCUCUGUGAUGGGGCUGGUGUGUGUCAUAGGAGGGGCUUGUAAUCAACAAUGCACUUUGUAUCUCCAGACAACAGCGUACUCUGUGUAGGUAUAUGACUGUACCUACGUCCUACUGGACUUAAUUGUAAUUUAACAUUUUGAUUUUGCUUUUUGUCUUUUAUUUUUGAACCGUGUUUAAUCCAUUGUUGGGAAGUCAGUUUACUAGUCUCUAGAAUUGAAGCACUUGUAAGUGUUGAGUCCAGGACGAUGGACUUGGAACUGAGAGAGUGGGGAUAGGCGGUGCGACUUACUGUUAAAAAAAAGUUAUAUUGAAUAAGAAAAGACAAACGCUAAACUCUGGCCUCGCUCAAUCAAAUAGGCUAUUAUCAAAUGUAACGCAGAGACAUUGCACUAAUGUGGUUACAUGGACAACGGCUCUGCAAAAUCAUUACAGAAGUCCAAGGUUGUAGGAUUUGAGUUUGUAGUAUAAAAUGUUUUGUUGGAUUUUGUUGGAUGUCCUUAUUUUACGCCGCAUAAUGUAAGGCGGAGGCCCACGCAAUUGCACAAGCCUUAACGAUAUGGUAUAUUUGUGUAGUGUUUGAGCAACUUGUUAAAAUUCGGCCAAAAGGAACCUCACCCGACAGCAUUCCAGUUAGAUCAGCUUUAUAGACAGGUAACAAGGAAUAUCCUACAAUGACAGAGUUCGUCGAAAACACCGUCCUUGUUUGGCGUACGCUGCUAGAACAACUAUGUCCAAAUGAACAAGAUGAAUACAAAGUGACUUUGACAGGUGUCCAAGUGUGUUGGGGAACAUAAGUUGGUUAUUGAUAUGAUACAAAUUGAUACAAUUAUUUUGUAAACAUGUUUUAACUUGUACAUAUAAUUAUGUAUAUUUUUCAGAUGGCAGGAAACCUAAACUGUUGGCUACUGUUUUGUAAGUGUAUAAUGUUUCUCAGCUAUCUGAAAUAUUAAACGGUAAUCUUAUACAAGAUCCCAUGCCAUGUCUACAGCUUCGUGAGGUCUGCUUCCUGUAGUGAUCUUUUUGAGGCGCUUGAAGCAGUUGGUAGCAUGUUGUACUGGCAGGACAGAGAUGGGCUCAGUUCAGGUGUCAAGGUGUGACUGUUGAACUGAAACCGGGAUUCAUAUUGGGUUACCUGGUAGAUUCGACGGAAAAUCUCAAAUUUCUCCACGAGUCAUUCUCACUCUCUUAAAUGUGAAUGUCGGUUGAAAUUUCGUCAACCUCGUCCUGAAAAUGGCUCAGUUGAAGUAAUUGCAUAAUUAAAAAUGUCAGCGCUAUUUUCAGCUGUAAGGAAAUUAUUCACAUUUUAGUUUUUUUUUUUCCUCCACACUUUAGCUUAGAAUCAACACAUCCGAUACCCGUGCCUCGCUUCAAAUGUGUUCUUCCAACUUCUUACAGAGUUUCUGCAAUCACAUGUUAAAUAUAGUUGUUGAUAUGGAUAAAAAAUAUCCAGGAAUGUAUUUAUCCUGCAUUGUGUUUGAGCCACGGUACAUACAGUGUUGAACUCGUGUGUUAUGAUGAUUUUCGUUGUUCAACGUUUGCAUCCUGUGUAAUAACUUGCUUAACCUCCCGUUUGUUACGCGCGCCUAUUGGGCUACUAGGCUAUAGGCCUCAAGUAUGUUUCUGUUCAUUAAGGUCCUCAGUCUCGUGUCGGUAUAGUGGCACCGUCAUCAGCAGAGGCAACAGUCAUGGAUCUUAAAACGUACACUAUUGUGUAGGGUGAUUUGGAUUUGACACCACUAGGGGAAAUGUUUUCUGUUGUAGCGGAAGGGUGAGUUAAACCCCGUGUUUUAGGUCUGUAGGCCUACAAACUGUCACGAACACCUUGUCUUCAUUCACCUUGGUCGUUCAUGUUUUGUACCGUUGUAUAAGUCUUCUAAAUAAUAAAAACUAGCCUACCAGAAAA